AUGGCUGCCCAUCCCCGUUUGGACGGCUCGCGCACAGCGACGACGUCCGUCCCACUCCAGCCUCAGGUACAGCGGGCAUCCUUGAAGAAGACCGCACGCUACGCGACCGCCGUGCGAGAACACGAUGCCUCUCCUCCCGACCUUCUUACCGCCAGUCCGGCAAGACGGAUCGAACGUCAGUCGCUGCGACCGUACGCCGCCGCAAAGCCUGAAAAACCGACCGCCGCUCCCAUGAGACCCAGGAAGCCGUCUCAGGACAGCAGCUCGAGGUCGACGUACGGGUCCAGGACCGGCAGUGCAGGACGUCAAUUCACCGUUGCCAACAUCGCCAAUGGAGGGCGCAUCUAUCUUCGACCUGUGAUACGACCCGGAAAUCAACGCUCGCAACCCCCGCCGACCCAUCCGCCGUUCGUCUUUCCGCCCGACUCCCCACCCGACAGCUCUGGCGAAGAAGCCGUGCCGUCGCGACGCCCGACCAGCUCCGUGGAAAGAGAGUCUCUGUUCUCCGCUGCGCAUGCCACGCCGCAAAAGUUGGUCCUGCGGAGCAAGUCGCACCACCUGAAGAAGCCCAGCCAGGAAGAGCCGACGCCGCCUUUGCGUGGAACCCCUCUGAAGAAGCACACGCGAUCGCACUCCUUCUCCACCGUCGACGAGCAUGCGAGGCCGAACCUGGACCAGCCCGGCACGUUCAAAGUCGUGAUCCACAGGCCAUCGGUGUCGAAGCCGCGAGAGAAGGACGCCGACAAGGGCCUGCCCGUGCUGGAAGUUCCCAUCCCGCAUUACCGACUUGGAACGCCCCAAUUCGGCGCUGGAGGUAGGGCCAUCUUGCGCAGCUCGCUGUACACGCGCAGUUCAGAUCGCAUGGAUCCCCGCUCCUCGAACGCCUCCAAUGCCGGCUACGAUCGGCUGCUUCGUACGCCGUCCGCGAUGCGGUCUUCCUACGUGAGCAGACGGCACUCAGAAGCCUAUCCGGCGCCUUUGUUCAGCAAGAAGAGGGCCACCGCCGAAAUGCUGGACCCCAGAGCUUCUCUGCCUUCACCUUCGGAGGCUCGCUACUCCAUCGUGGCUGUUGCCUCCCAUCUGUACGACUUUCUCUGCGCUCGGCCAGACGAUCCAACCGUGGUGCGGUAUGCGCCCAAUUCCAACACCAUCGUGGCAGCGACACCCUCGAGGCUCGUCGCCCACAUAACUUCUCCCAACUUUCUCGACUACGAGCUGUUGUCGGACUUUUUCCUGACGUUCAGAGCGUUUCUGCAACCCGACGAACUCGUCUCGUUUCUGGUCUCGCGCCUACGCUGGGCGGUGGACAGGCCGGACGAUUUCGGCCGCAUCGUACGGGUCAGGACGUUCGUUGCGCUCAGACAUUGGAUACUCAACUACUUUGUGGACGAUUUUCUCGCCGACUUUGAUCUGCGGACGCACUUCUGUGACCUCGUCAACGGCGUGUACGAGUAUCUAAAGAACAGGCCGGACGGUGGUGCCGGAGAUAUAAAGAUCAUCGGAGAGCUCAAAAAGUGCUGGAGGAGGACCGUUGCACUUUACUGGGACAAUCCGGAUCCCUUCGCCCGAGAGACGGCGGACGACGAUAUCGUGCCCGGCGGCGACCUUGACGCCAUCACGACGGAAGGAAGCUCGAGUCUGAGAGCGUUGACACCGGCUCCAAACGAUAUCAAGGAGGCGCAGGCUGCAAAGUUUGCUACCCUGCAGCAGCAAACGCCUUCGACUACCAAGGCGAAGCCCAGCAAGCAGCUCGUUUCGAACGGUGCCCAACACGCGCACAAGCCGUCGAUGACUUCCGUUCCCAACUCAAUGCCUCAGUCGAACCGCACAGGUCGGACGGAGCGGACGGAGCGGACGGAGCGGACGGAGCACACGGUGUAUACCGAACUUGCGAGCGACACGAGCCCGAAAGUUUUGUCUUGCUCCAUCCCCGUAAAGUCAACAUAUCGGAUGGGAAACGACGUCCCCCUCUAUCCCCAUCCCGUCCCAGUCCCAGCGCCCACGCCCGUUCUAACAGGCCCGUCAACGGUAAGAGCGCCGCAGUCCGUGUACGGGCACAGACCCUCGCCAGCCCCCUCCGCUCGAGACAGCCAUCAGCCGUCAGAAGUGUCAAAGUCCAGCAGCACGGAGCUUGAAGUGCCCUCUCUGUAUAUCGUCCCAGGAAGCUUGGUCCGUGGCGUUCUUUACCAGCCAGAUUCUCCGUACUUCGACGUCCCUCCGCCAAGCAGCAUCCGGAGCACCAGGUUCAAUCCUUCGGUGGAAUUCGAGGAAUCGACGGCGUCUCAUGCAAGCAAGAACGGCGUUCAGGCUAGCCCUGGCGUGAAAAAAUUCUUUGGCAGUGUGCGCAAGGCUCUCGGGCACAAGCACGGUGCGCCGUCCGAAUACAUCUCCUCGGAGCGUUCUUCAUCACCCUACGAUCCGCCUUCCCUUCGGACAACCAAUUCCACGCCAGAAGCAGGCCACCGCCCGCCCGCGCCCAAGAAGAGCGUGCAGGGACUGAAACCCAGGCCGCAAGUACGGAUAGAUCUGCUUUGUGCGAAAGCAUCCGAAUCAUUCAGGCUCGCCGUAGAGGCUGGUCUUGGCGAAGACCAGGCGUUCGAACGAGACAUGCGGGCGUACGCAGAUAACGUGACCAGAGAACGAGAUCUGCUCGCUCCAGGAAAGCAGCCGUUUGAUCGAAGCGUCACAGUUGGAAGCCGAUCCAUUGUCAUUGUGGAUGACACCAAGCCAGACAUGCCCACCAUGUCUGGAGCCAUUCGGCCGCCGAGCGACGUGCCUAGUGAGGGCCAUGUCAACGGGGUCAACCGAUUGGUCAACGGUCAAAUGGCGCAGAGAGACGCUGCAACGUCCAUCGACGGGGUGGUGUUCGGUUCAAAGGUAAAAUCGAACUCACUCGUGCCUCCCCCCGCAGUCUAUCAGCCCACAGGAGUCAAACGAUCAAAGACGACCAGGGAAGUACCGUCGAGAUUUGAAGAAUCGCAGGCCAAGCGUUUUACAAGCUCGUCUGGCAUGUCGACCCUGCGUAGGUUUGCAUCCUAUCACAGCGGUGACGCCAAAUUCUCACCAGACAGCGUGAAAGAGGAGAAGCGCAGAUCGACUGACAGCGACGAGUUCGUGCUUGGAAAGCCGCCCUUGCGUCAGCUGCGAAGACGUCCGGGGGGGGACUUGAAGGCUGUGGAUAAAGUCCACGACCUCGCACAUGCACAACCAAAUCGUCAUCGUCGUAAUUCUACGGGCUCGUCGAUCAUCGAUUCCAUUAUUCUGCCUUCAAAAGAGGUGUCCACUGCAGCCGCAAACCGAAGCUUUUCAAAAACUGACGUAACGCCGAAGAAGAGGAGACGAUUCGGCGAGCAGGACGAAGAAGGCACACCGGUCAGGCGAAAAUCAAUCUCGCUCAUUCAAACGCACUCGUCGCAGCCAAAUCUUCGUCCGUCAUUUGAGGCCGAGGUUGCCAAACUUGCGGCUCUGCCUGACGAUGAGGACGACGAUGGCGGCAUAGAAGCGGCCCUGCUAAAGCUUGAGGGCAAAUACGAGAAGAAGACACCAAGUAACUCACCGAGCAAAGAAGAGUUCCCCCCGCAGACGCCGGUCAACAAGGAACCCAAGUCGCCUGAUAGCGUCGUAGAGAGCCCUGAAAGUCGGAAGCACCGCCAUCACAAGGAGCAUGUGGAGGAUAUCCAUCCAGAUCAACCACUUCCGACGCCGUUGGUAGUACAAACCACAAGCAUCCAUCAUGUGUCUCAGUCAUCAGCCGCUUUGUCCCAUGCUCCACGUCAUCGGCCCACCGGAUCCGUAGCCGCCACCGAGGACUCUUACUCAUCUAUCCCACUGCUACAGCGGGGAGUAUCAUCCAUUAUCCCACGCAAGGGAAAAGCGUCCAACGAGUCGGACGUUGCGAUGAAUCCCCCCCAUUCUACGACAUCAUCGGCGAACAUCAAGGCGGCCGAUAGUAUGCGACUCGGCACUCCCUCAUUCCGGUCACCAAUCAUGCACGAAUCGUUCCUACUUGAUGACGAUGGCUCUGACGCUGUCUACGACCCUUACGAUCUUGCGGCGAAGUCAGACUCAGGCAGCCAAGACAUGCGUAGUUUUCUCGACGACGAGCAUCUGAGCGAAGCUGAACCUGGCGCCGUGUUCAUGCACCUUUUGCGCCACCCAGACACGCCUCCUGCAGGCCGAGACCCAUACGCGGUGAAGCCUCCAGACAGUAAUGACACCACCUUCAACCAGGGCUUGCCUACGCCAGGAAUGACACCAGUCAUCAAGGAUCCGACGUUGCCCAUCUCGCCUGUAUCUCCACUGCACUCGAUGCCGUCCAAACAGGGCCUCACGGAAACGAUUUUAAGACCACACGAGGCUCCUGCCCGAAAAACUUCGCCACACCCUCCCGCGCAUCUGCCAUUCAUCCUUGCCUAUGACCCUCAGCUGCUUGCCCAGCAGUUUACACUCAUUGAAAAGGAUGCCCUCGAUGAGAUAGACUGGCGCGAGUUGAUAGAGCUUCGGUGGUCUCAAGCAUCGCCCACCGUUCACGAUUGGGUGCAGUAUCUGAAGGCAGAAGAUCCUCGUGGCGUUGAUUUAGUCAUUGCUCGAUUCAACCUUGUUGUCAAAUGGUUGCUUUCGGAAAUUGUGCUCACUGAGCUCUACGAGGAGCGUGUUCGCUGCGUCGUGCAGUUUAUCCGCAUCGCAGAUCAAUGUCGCAGGGUCAGGAAUUUUGCAACUAUGUAUCAAAUCACCAUUGCGCUCCUCAGCGCGGAGUGUGCUCGUCUGAAGCGCACUUGGGAGCAGGUGCCUCCGGCCGAAAUGCAAACGUUUAGAGAGUUGGAGAAGAUCGUACAGCCAGUACGGAAUUUCCAAAACCUUCGACGAGAAAUGGAGACGGGUAACAGCGAGGAAGGCUGCAUUCCUUUCAUCGGCAUCUACACCCGCGACCUCGUAUACAACGCUCAGAAACCUGCUGUUAUCGAGUCACCCCCACUCAACGCGAAUGAGCCUCUGGUCAACUUUGAGCGCCAUCAUACCGCAGCUUCCAUCGUGAAGAGCCUUCUCCGCCUCCUUGAGGCUAGUUCGAAGUACACUUUCCAAAUCGAUCCGCAGCUGAUAUCGAAAUGUCUUUGGCUAUCUGCACUCUCUGACGAAGAAAUUUCACGACGAAGCCGACAGUUGGAGCGUUGA
Verruconis gallopava is the source of this 5172-nucleotide messenger RNA. RefSeq lists its product as uncharacterized. The transcript is spliced from 2 exons. Bases 1 to 5172 code for a protein of 1723 amino acids. Gene Ontology annotation, molecular function: guanyl-nucleotide exchange factor activity. Gene Ontology annotation, biological process: Ras protein signal transduction; positive regulation of GTPase activity. Gene Ontology annotation, cellular component: plasma membrane. Lineage: Eukaryota; Fungi; Ascomycota; Dothideomycetes; Venturiales; Sympoventuriaceae. The record is from RefSeq and is a predicted model, not a curated record.